Rhizophagus irregularis DAOM 181602=DAOM 197198 is the source of this 626-nucleotide messenger RNA. RefSeq lists its product as uncharacterized. The record is from RefSeq and is a predicted model, not a curated record. NCBI's taxonomy places the organism in Eukaryota, Fungi, Glomeromycota, Glomeromycetes, Glomerales, Glomeraceae.
AUUGUUCAUUAAUUUUUGAAAUAUGUUUUCUAAACUAACGGAAGAUUGCUUUGAUGAAAUAAUUCAAUAUAUAAAUGACAAAAAUACACUUUAUUCUUUCUUACUUGUAAAUCGGUUAUUUUGCAGAAAAGUAACCCCAAAGUUGUGGAGUGAACCUUUCGCUUUCUUGGAACAUAGUUCUCCAGUUCUUAUUCGUACUUAUAUAUCAUGUUUUUCAGAUAAGGAAAGAGAUUCUUUGUACAACUAUGGAUUAAAAAUUAAAAUUAAAUAUAAACCUUCUUUAUUUUCUUAUCCUUCAUUUUUAAAUGAAUUUGAUUUUUGGCCUCUCAAAACCUCUACAGAAGAAUGGGUACGCUCUUUUGGACACAAGAGAAAUUUGAAAAUGAGUCCUUUCUUCAGAUAUUUCCUUAAAAUAUUAUUAAGAAAAUGUAAAAAUAUGCGAACUUUGAGAUGGUUUACCCAUGAAAAAUGUUAUUUAAUGCCCGAUAUUAGAAAUUUCUCUAGUGGAUCUCGUAAUGUUUUUAAAAAUAUUAGAGAACUUCAUUGCGGAAAUUAUUAUUUAAACCCUACAUUUUAUUAUCAGUUAUCAAAAAUUUGCAAAAAUAUAACUGUAUUGAAUGUAUUAC